UAGAUGUGGAUUGUUGCGAAUCUUCCUGUUGUGUGUUGGAUAUAUAUGAAUGUGCUGGAGAAUAUACAGGACGUGAUAAGGAUGCGGUUGUUGGUGAUUGUGCCUUUCUUCGCUUCCUACUUUUCUUAGUAGUAGCUGGAACUAUUUCGAAUUCUUCUGCUUUAUCUAAAGAAUCGUUAUCAUCUUCUGGAGGAAUAAAGGCAGUCUUAAGAUAA
This is a messenger RNA of Dentiscutata heterogama, 215 nucleotides long. Lineage: Eukaryota; Fungi; Glomeromycota; Glomeromycetes; Diversisporales; Gigasporaceae. The record is from the annotation of a GenBank genome assembly.